Messenger RNA from Siniperca chuatsi (mandarin fish), 2115 nucleotides. RefSeq lists its product as uncharacterized. The record is from RefSeq and is a predicted model, not a curated record. The transcript is spliced from 3 exons. Bases 1131 to 1916 code for a protein of 261 amino acids. Lineage: Eukaryota; Metazoa; Chordata; Actinopteri; Centrarchiformes; Sinipercidae.
UUCAAAUGUGCGGUUUGUAGCUUUUAGAUGCAAACGCACGGCGCUCUGCAAUCCUGAGUUAGCGUGUCGUCUGUGCUGAUAAAGUCUUUUGUGAAGUGGCUGUUUAAUGUUUUAAGGUACGAAUGUAUAUAUCAUUUAUUUAGUUUCUCCCUUUUUUCUUUUCUUUCUGUGUCUGUUAUUAUUGUUAGUCAUCUUCUAUGUUGCAUAUACUGAUGUAUCAGCUUUUUCCUUAAUUAUGUACAAAAGAAAUAAAAACCGUAGAAGAUUUUGACGCUUUUAAAACCUCUGUAGUCGACACGUCUCUGCAGACGGGCGUCCUCCAGCCGGCUGUUAUCAUUCCUGAUUGUUUAUCAGUUUGUUCCCGGCAGAGAGAUACUGAGCUGCCGGCGGCCGAAUAUCAGCCAUGUUGGUGUAAACAGUCCGAUAGAAGACUAUCGGAGAGGUCUGUCUUCUUCUGUCAACACGCAGGAAACUCUCCGAUCCCUCAACUCAACUCGCGCUUUUCCAAAAACAGACAAAACUGUGAAUUUAAUUUACAAAAUUAAAAUACAAUUAAAGGAAAUAACAAUUAAACUUGUGUGUAAAUCAAUCAGCAACUGUUUGACUCUGCUGACGUCGGUGGAGCAUUAAAGACUGCUGUUUACAUCAUUAACUGAUGGAUCUGAUUGGCCGAUCAGCUGCGUCUGUUAUGAUGUCAUCAGAUAUAUGUUUCUUUGUCCUGAUUGUGUUUUAUGUGUCGGACAUUUUGAUACAAAAACAGAAUCAAUAAAUCGGAUCAGAAGAUUAAAAAAACCCAAAAAGAUUAUUUUACUUUACUGUAAUUCUUGUAAAUAAAGUUAAUUUAACAGAACGCGUUUCAUCUUACGCGUCUCUAAAACAACACUUUCUUUUGUUUUUCAUGGUCUUCCUCAGUGUGAGAUGCAGUUGGAAGCUUUCAAAAAAGCUAGUAAGUCGACCUUGAGUUAAGACAGAACAGAGUACAACAGCUGCAGCUGAUCCAGAGUCCUCACUAAGACCAGGAGAGACCACAUCAGUCCAGUUCUCAGAUCUCUACACUGUGUGUCAGAUAACUGACUUUAAAAUGCUGCUGCUGGUUUAGAAAUCACUGACUGGUUUACUGCUGCUCCGUUAUGAAGCGUCCAGACCUCUCAGGUAGUCUGGGAUCAAGUCUGCUUCCUGUCCCCAGAGUCCUGUCCAGACCUCUCAGGUGGUCUGCGGGUGUGCUUCCUGUCCCCAGAGUCCUGUCCAGACCUCUCAGGUGUUCUGGGAUCAGGUCUGCUUCCUGUCCCCAGAGUCCUGUCCAGACCUCUCAGGUGGUCUGCGGGUCUGCUUCCUGUCCCCAGAGUCCUGUCCAGACCUCUCAGGUGGUCUGCGGGUCUGCUUCCUGUCCCCAGAGUCCUGUCCAGACCUCUCAGGUGGUCUGCGGGUCUGCUUCCUGUCCCCAGAGUCCUGUCCAGACCUCUCAGGUGUUCUGGGAUCAGGUCUGCUUCCUGUCCCCAGAGUCCUGUCCAGACCUCUCAGGUGGUCUGCGGGUCUGCUUCCUGUCCCCAGAGUCCUGUCCAGACCUCUCAGGUGGUCUGCGGGUCUGCUUCCUGUCCCCAGAGUCCUGUCCAGACCUCUCAGGUGGUCUGCGGGUCUGCUUCCCGUCCCCAGAGUCCUGUUCAUACCUCUCAGGUGGUCUGCGGGUCUGCUUCCCGUCCCCAGAGUCCCGUGCAGACCUCUCAGGUGGUCUGCGGGUCUGCUUCCCGUCCCCAGAGUCCUGUUCAGACCUCUCAGGUGGUCUGCGGGUCUGCUUCCUGUCCCCAGAGUCCUGUCCAGGCCUCUCAGGUGGUCUGCAGGUGUGCUUCCUGUCCCCAGAGUCCUGUCCAGACCUCUCAGGUGGUCUGCAGGUCUGCUCCGACUCUCAGUUCUUUUAAAUCCGGACUUAAAACGUUUCUGUUCACAUUUUAUUAAAUUAAAUUUGGGACUAUUUCUUCGUAACUCGCAGUGCAGCUGCACUAUGAUCUUUAUUCUACUGUUUAAUCUUUUAUUCGAUUCUAGCUUCUGUUUUUAUUUGACUCUUUUUAAAUAAAAAAAUAACAAAUAAACAACAAUAAAUAAACAACAGUGUCAUCA